AUGCCGCGCCUGGUGCGCUGCAGGGGGCUGGCCGGGCCGGGCGAGCCCUCCGCGGAAAGCGACGCCGACAGCUGCGGGGGCCGCUGGCAGGAGCCGCCGCCCGCCCCGCGGAGAGCUGCCUCGUCCGCGUGGUGCCUGUGCCGCCUCUGCCCGGUGCUGCUGCUGUGCGUGUGCACCCUGCACUUCAGGGACGGCGCGGCCGUGGCAGGCGGCCAGGCUUCCGCAGAGGAGGCCGCCGCGGCCACGGACGACGACGAGGCGCUCACGUACACGGCGUACUACGUCGCGCGCCGCGGGCCCGAGCCCGGCGGGAUGCCAAGGGGCGGGCGCUUCGAGGUGGCCGAAGGCAGCUUCGAGGCCUUCAGCGGCAGGCUACUGAGGACCCGGAUGAUGACCAAGUUGCACGCGCGCAAGAUAGAGGCGGUGAAGGUAUCCCCCGACUGGCGCUAUGUGAUGUUCGUCGCCGCCCUCGCGAGCGACCUCGGCAACCUGUAUGCCGUGGGGACGCAGGAUGCGGAGCAGGACAGGGCCUCGGCCAUCCUGGACGAGGCAGGGGCCCGCAGCCUCUGGCUCACGGACCGCUCUGCGAGAGCGCGCACAACCCUGGUGCGCGGCGGCAGCCCGCCGGCGCAUGGGGCGCGGCAGCCGCCGCAGCGCGGCCUCCGCAUGGGCGUCGACCAGUCGCCGAGGUUGCGAGCAGCAGCGCCCCCUGCCCCGCGGACGCCUUCCAGCCUGGGCUCCCGCACGAGUGCUCCCAGCGUGCAGCUGGCACCGCGCAGCAAGCCUGGGGAACGCACGGAGUGGGCGGAGCUGGCAGGCGGCAUCCAGGAGCGCCUGCGUCCGCUGUGCGGGUGUGUCAGAGGGCGCGAGCUGGACAACGGCACCGUGUUGCAGGCUACCCUGGCGGACUCCGAAGGAGGGCUACCCUGCCUGGCAGUCGGCAGCGACGGGCUGGUGGCUUCCACCUCCAGGGCCUUCCAGGAUCUGGUCGGCCACGGCCAGGACGACCUCCUGGGGCGGCGCCCUGCCGACAUCACCCUGCUCUGCCCAGCGCCCCCCUGGCUGCACGAGGUGCUGAACGGACAGUCAUGGGGACAUGUAGCAGCUUUCUACAGAGGCGUCGCGCUGGCGCAGAAGGCUGAGCGGUGCCUGGCGAUGCUGGCCUCCCCGCCAGCACCUGUGCCGCGAGCGUUGCCCUCAAGGCGGAGCUCGGUGCCGGCAUCACGAGCGGGGGGCGACAUGCAACGCAGCCGUACGGGCCUCGCCGCGGCCGCGGAGGAGAAGAAGGGCAGGUACGACAGCACGGCCACGAGCCAGCGGGAAGACUGCAGCACCUCCGAGGACGAGGGCUGGCCCCUCUCCGAGGAAGACCGCGGUGCACCAGUGGAGCCUGCGGUGACGGCCAAGCCGCCCGCGGAGGAUCUCUGCGCCCCAAGGGCGGUCCUACUGGUCGGCGCGACGGCUUCGGGGGAGGCGGCGUGGCAGCUCACGUUCACGUUUCGCGCCCAGCUGGGCACGCGUCACUUUGCCGUGCACGUGCCCGUCCUGCUGGCCCCCCAGGUGCCAGGCCUCCUCUGGCCGUGCCCCGGGGCCCCUCUCGCCUCGGAGCUGCUCGUGGACCACGCGGUGGUCCAGGCGGCCCUCGGCAGGCUCCGGAGCAGCAUCGGCUCCUGGGGCGGAGGGGAGGGCGCGGAAGACCUGGUCGAGGCCGCCUCGGCCGCGUGCUCGGCGCUGGGGGAAGCCCUGGCGCCGGGCUCCGCGUGCGAGGGCCACCACUUCGUGCCCAGGCUGGGCUCCGCGUGCAGGGUGCCGCUCGACAGCCUGAGGGCGUGGCAGCAGGGCUUCGCGGGGAUGGAGGCCGCGGUGACGGCGGGCUGGGCCCGCCCCGACCCCUCGCUGCUGCCGCACGGCGCUGCUCGGGGGCAGCCCGCGGCCGCCGGGCUGCACGGCGCGGCGUGCUGGGUGUCCGACCCGAGCGAGCCAGACUGCCCUCUGGUCUACGUGUCCCGCGGCUUCGAGGACCUGACGGGCUACUGGCAGGCCUUCGCCCUCGGACGCAACGUCCGCUUCGUGCAGCCCAAGGACCGCGGGCGGAACCGCAGGUACAACGGGCCGGAGCUGGCGCGCAUCCGGCGCUUCUGCGAGCACGGCCGGGAUGACGACCAGGCUAAGUUCGUGACUGUCUUGUUGUGCGAGUCGGCCACAGGCCAGCUGGUGUGGACGAUGCUUUACAUGCAGUGCGUCGCAGAACCUGGCGAGGGGGGGCACAAGCCCUACGUCUUCGGCCUGCUGAUCCCUCUGUGGCUGCAGACGGAGGUCAUCGACAAGGUCCUCGGCCGCGAGUGGACCGACCAGAACGCCACCUCCCUGGCGGACCUGCGGGCCCGGCUGCUGGAGCAGUACGCGUCCUUCGACCACGCGAAGGAGGCCCUGCACUCUCUCGCCGACCGGGUGCUCCAGCAGUGGGUGUUCCGCCACGGCGGCGCUGCGCCCCCCGUCGGCAUCUCGGCCGCGCGGCGCUUCGCCAGGCGCUGCAGCGGGGGCGCCGCAGGGCUGGUGAGUAGGGAGCCGCGUUGGGUGCGGGGCGCCUCCGUGGCCUUCGCGAUCGUGGACCCCGAGGCGCUUGACUGCCCGCUGGUGCACGCGGGACCUGGCCUCACCGAGCUCACGGGGUACAGCGCCGAUGAGCUGCUCAGCCGCAACGUGAGGGUUCUGCAGCCGUCGUCGCCGGCGAUUAGCAGGGCGGCGAACGGCGAUCAGCCCUCCCGCCUGGACGACUUCUGCUUGAGAAGCAGGGCCGACAGGGGCCCUCAGGAGGCACCCGGCGGACGGGCGACCGGGUUGGGCGGCAUGGCGACGGGCCUUUCGCGGGGCCCUUCGCGGAGCCCUUCCCGGGGCCCUUCCCGGGGUCCUUCCCCGGGCCGUGCCCGGGGUCCUUCCCCGGGCCCUUCGCCCGGCGCUUCCCCGGCCCGCUCGAAGUCUUCCCCGCCCCAGUGGACCACGGGGCCACCCCCACCACCCCGCUGGGCAGCAGGCGGGGCAGGCCGGACCACGCUGCUAGGCGACGCGGGCACCCAGGGUCAGAAGCCUGCAGCGUCGCAGCUGGGCCUCUUCCUGGCCGAGAGGCCCACCGGGGAGCGGUACUGGGUGCUGCUGCGUGCCGAGUGCGUGCACUUCGAAGACGAAGCGAAUGACGGCCAGGAGGCUGGGGUGCCGCUCCACGGCGACGCGGCGCGAUCGAACAGCAAGGAGGCCAGGGUCGGGCAGCCACGGCCGGUGUGCGAGGGGGCUCUUGACGACAGCGCUCUUGUCGGGCCGCAGACCCUGCCAUACGUCCGCCUGGACUUCAUCAGGCUGAACCUGCGACUGCCCGCGGCGCUCUGGCACAGACAGGUGACUGACUUCGAAGAGCAGCUGCCCGACUGGAGCACUUUCCUGGAGUCGCUGCGCGAGGGGCUGGACAGCGAAAACUUCGGGCAUGCGCACGAGGCCAGGCUGGACAUCGAGGCGCGCUACUCCGACUUCCUCAGGCAGCGUGAGGACUACAGGGGCGACCACUUCGUCCCGAGGAUCGGGCUGCGCUUCGCUCGGCAGUUCGAGCAGCUCGGUGGCUGGAGGGCCGUGGCCAGCGGUUCACCCGGGCUCCUGGACCCCUCCGCCUGGGGCGACCACCAGGCGCACUGCGCCUGCGACCCAGCAGGCGAGGACGGCCCGCUCGUGCACGUGUCCCCCGGCUUCGAGGAGUUGACCGGCUACAGCCGGGAGCAGUCGCUCGGCAGGAACUGCCGCUUUCUGCAGCCGCACGAGCAGGUGCUGAGCGCGGCGCUGAACGGGGAGGAGCGGAGCGAGCUCCGCUCCUUCUGCAGCGCCGGCAUCGGGGGCGCCGGGCCGGCGCUGCCAUGGAUCCUGCGCUUGGUGGUCAAUGAGCGCCGAAGCGGCGAGUGCUUCCUCAACCUGCUGUUGGUGCAGCGGGCGGUCGUCGACGGCCGGGCCUACCUGGUCGCGUUGCUAACACCGCUGGAGCGCGACCUCCAGCGGCUGGUGGAGACCCUGGCCAUGGACGAGGACGGCCUGCGGCAACUGCGGCGGCUGCGCACCAUCUUGCGCCGCCGCGAGGGCUCCUGCCGCAGCUGUGGCCUGGACGGGAUGCUGGCGCAGGCCAUGGCCGAGUGGGUGGCCGAGUUCCCGCCCUUCCUCGAGCUGCCGGCCAUGGUCGUCCCGGACCUGGACAGGCGGGUUCCACUCGUGGGCGUCGAGGUCUGCACCGCGACGGCGGGCAUCGAGACGGUCGUGGGCGCCCUAGAGUCUGGUCUCCGCCACUUCCACAUCACCUUCCGCGAGCACCGAGUGGACGACUCCAGGUUGAACGUGUCCGAGGUCCACAGGGUCAGCCUCCGCCUCGCCGAGAUGCUCAACCUGUUGCGUCAGCUCAGGAGGUUGUACUACCUCCGCGAGGGCAUCGUGUUCACCGUCUGCUCCCCCCCGCACCUCAUCGACGCCUUCUCCGAGGUCCAGAAGGCUUUCGUCUCCAACGGCUACGAGAUCUCUGGCUGGCUGCUCGACGCGCGCGCGUCGAAGCCGGAGGCGGUGCGUGAGUGCUGGGCGAGGAUGUCCGCCGCGAAGCGGCGCGGCGAGGUGGCGGCCCUGGGCCUGCUCGGGGGUGGCCAGCGCGCCGUGGAGGCCGCCGCGAGGGCGCCGAACGCUUCGAGGGUGGCCCUGUACGCGAUGGACGCGCACCCCGCCCGGCGGCUGGAGAACGCGGAAGCCCAGCUGCUGCAGAGGCUGCACGCCGAGGGCACCGCGCUCCUCGCCUGCAACGUCAGCGGCCCCGGGCAGUGCUGGCGGCGGUGCCCGGAGGCCCAGCGCGCGGCCGCGGACGCCGGCGUGACGCCCGAGGUGCUCGCCGUGAAGUGGUGCGAGCACCAGGGCUGGGGCGCCAUCGUCUCCUCGGACAGGUUCGUCCUCGGCCCGAACAGCGGCGCGAUGCACAGGGCCUUCGUGCGCGAGUACCGCACGGCACCUCCGGCCCACGUGUGCUACGCCGCGUGGGACAGGGGGCGGCCUUCGGCGACGAGGAGCACCACGGGGCUGCCCUCCGGCGGCGGCGCCGGCAGCGCGGGCUCCACGAGGCGGGGCUCCCUCGAGAGCCCUGCCUGGGGCAGGCGCGCGCCCGAGCCGCUGGCCGCCGGCUCCGGCCCGCUGUCCGACUCGGAGCGCAAGCAGAGCCUGGACUCCCAGACCAGCCAGCCGCCUGGGACAGCGCCCUUGCUGCUCGGGCCCAGGGCACUGGCCACCAUCCGGCGCCCCGUCGGCCGGCCACGCCUGCCGCGGUGUGCUGGCGUCGAGGCGCCUGUGCACGCCGAGGGCCCCUGCGGCGGUGCCGAUCUGGGCCACGGCACGCCGUGCUCGUUGCGGCUGCCGCAGAGCCGCGGCCAGCCGUCGUUGCGCCCGCCGCAGAGCGCGCCCUCGGCGGAGUGGCCGCGCGUGGGCGCCCACUUGGGGCUGGAGCCGCGCUUCCCCAAGCUUCUCUGUGCCAGCCCUGCGCGAGAGGGCCACGUAGUCGACAAGGAGCUCGUUGACCUGCUGGCGCAGGGCCAACCAGGGAGAUGCGAGUUGGCGCGGCAGGUGACUCCCCGCCAGGGUGCUGGCCGCGGCGGUCACCGAUCGGCGGGCCUCGGCGAGACGAGCCGCAGCGCGAACACGAGCCAGGCGUGGAGCACUCGGAGCCAGGCGUUGACCACUCGGCAGAGCGAGGAGGGGCUGCCUCGCUGGAGCCCGAGGGCAGUGAAGAGCCGCCCGCCGCCCCCUCGGCGCGCGCGGCAGGAGAGCGCCAGCGCCCGUGCGCAGCACGUGGCGCGGCAGCCGCAGGGGUGCCCGCCGCACGCUGGGCCGUCGACGGCCCGAUCGUGACCUUCUGCUCUGGUGGUCUGAAACUCGACCUCCUGGGGAUCGAAGGACGACAUACUGAGCAUGACUUCUCUGGGAUCCGCGCGGAGUUCCCGAAUCGGCGCCGUGCCCCCCCCGGCGCGCUCCGCGCUCUACGGGUGUGUGGGGGGUUCCAGCGCCGAUCCAAGAAAUACGCGCUGACCUCCAGGAAGUUGUGUUGACGCCGUUAAUGACUCUUCGCGGGGUAGGGAAGCGGGCCGUCGGUUUUCACCCGCGAGGUGGGCGCACGAUGCGAGGAGGUGUGCGCACCAUGCGUGCCACGCUCGCGGCAUCGAUUUGCUCGCCGUCGCUGCACCAAAUCUGGCGCAGCUGCGCCCGACAUCUUUGUCUGGCAGCGGGCAGGCCGCCGAAAACGGCAGGCUCCCGGCGGCCAAGGGUUGUUCACUGGUCUUUCUUGCCUCUCUGGGAUGUAUCGAAGACGUCGUCGGCGAGUCACCGCCGCCCCCUUGUCUUUUGCAGAUGCCUUAGCCGCGGUAGUGUCGACCGGAAGUGCGCGCAACACCACCUCGUGGAUUGCGUGCUCCUCUUGCUGUUGGUAGCGCUACUGGGGGAACAAGAGCCGCGCGGCGAGACCAGGGAGCGCGCGAGAGCGCCCAGGCAGCGCCGGAAUUCGGCGGCCCAGGGCCCGUCCAUGGUGUGUCGGCCCCCGUAGAUGCGAACGAGCCCGAUGAGCGCGUCCGGUCAGCGCCCGAUGAGCGCGCCCGGCUGGCGUACCCGAUUCGCGUGCCCGACCAGCGCGUACGACUAGCACGCCCGCCCCCGUGUCAAGACUCCGCUGCAGCCACGCUCGUGCAGGUGUAGGACA
This is a messenger RNA of Prorocentrum cordatum, 6751 nucleotides long. NCBI's taxonomy places the organism in Eukaryota, Dinophyceae, Prorocentrales, Prorocentraceae. The record is from the annotation of a GenBank genome assembly.